UUGGCUUCCUUCUUACAUACUCUUGUCUGUCCCAAAUUUUUUUAUUUUUAUUUUUUACUGGAAUUCAAUCAAACAUCUUUCUUUCCGAAGCGCAACCCUUGCCUUACUUUUCAACAAAACCAAACCCCCAAUUUCUUCUUCAAUAAUAAUAAUAUUAAAGAGAAAAGGGAAUGUGCGCGAGUUACGCUUGGUAUCUCUUCAUCAACUGAAUUGCUGGCAUCAACUGAUACGGAGAAAAGUAUAAUCAAACCAACGAAGAAAAAGUGCAAGCAGGAAGUGGGUUUUGGUUGGUGUGAGCUCAAAUGACGUUUUGCUCUAUCUUUUGCUGUGUCAAGCCUUCAGAUCGGAGUGAGAGGGGGAAGAAAGAGCCAACAUGGAGGAUUUUUUCACUAAAGGAAUUACAUUCUGCCACCAACAAUUUCAAUUACGAUAACAAGCUCGGAGAAGGAGGAUUUGGAAGUGUUUACUGGGGUCAGCUUUGGGAUGGAUCACAAAUUGCAGUUAAGAGAUUAAAAGUCUGGAGCAGCAAAGCAGACAUGGAAUUUGCUGUUGAGGUUGAGAUACUGGCACGAGUUCGGCACAAGAAUCUGCUGAGUUUGCGUGGCUAUUGUGCAGAAGGACAGGAGCGCCUGAUUGUAUAUGACUAUAUGCCUAAUUUGAGCCUGCUCUCUCAUCUUCAUGGACAGCACUCAUCAGAGUGCCUUCUAGAUUGGAACAGAAGGAUGAAAAUUGCAAUAGGUUCUGCUGAGGGAAUUGCCUAUCUUCACCACCAUGCUACCCCACAUAUAAUCCAUAGAGACAUCAAAGCCAGCAAUGUGUUGUUAGACGCUGAUUUUCAGGCUCAGGUUGCUGAUUUUGGUUUCGCUAAGCUAAUCCCAGAUGGUGCGACACACGUGACUACAAGAGUUAAGGGUACGCUUGGCUACCUUGCCCCCGAGUAUGCUAUGUUAGGAAAAGCAUCAGAGAGUUGUGAUGUAUACAGCUUUGGCAUUCUCUUGCUCGAGCUGGCCAGUGGCAAGAAACCCGUUGAAAAGCUAAGUUCAGCAUUGAAACGCACAAUUACGGAAUGGGCAUUGCCACUGGCUUGCCAGAAGAAAUUCAAUGAGCUGGCAGAUCCUAGGUUGAAUGGGAAGUUUGUAGAGGAAGAAUUGAAAAGAGUCAUCCUUGUUUCACUCAUUUGUGGUCAGAGUCAGCCUGAGAAAAGACCCACCAUGCUUGAGGCAUUGGAGUUACUAAAGGGAGAAUCAAAAGAGAAGUUGGCUGAACUAGAAAGUGAUGAACUUUUCAACAGCCCUCAGCCUGCUGAUUAUAACGAUGAGACAGAAGUUCCUGAAGUUAGCUCAGACUUCAUCUCAGAAGAGAAGGAAGUUAAACAGGAAAUGGAGGAGAUUGAACCUGAGAAGUCUCAUAAUAGCUGAAGUAUAAAUGAAACAAAAAUGUGAAUUUGAAUCAUUGGCUUGCUAGGAUUUUUUUUUUUUUUUUUUUUUUUGGUAUAAUAAGGCAAAGGUGGAGGUGGCUGUGACAUUUAAUAGAAUUGGUGGAAGCAUGUUUUAAGGAGUGGUGUGAAAGUGAGGUUGAUUUGUGUGUAGUCCCAAAUUGUUUCCAUUUAAUGUAAAUGAAUGACACAAAACUGUUUCUCCUGUUUAAUGGGUGGUGUUUUGAAUGCUUAUAUGUAAACUGUAGUCAUAGGAAAAAAUGAGGCUUUUUAAGGGUGUGUUGUGAUGGGCACUGUAACAAGUCUAUUGCAAUGUUUGUUAAGCUUGUCUUUUUUAUUUGUGUUACAACUCUUUUUAGUUAUUUUAUUUAAUAGCAAUAAUAUGACUCAUAUUUUCAA
Messenger RNA from Mangifera indica (mango), 1834 nucleotides. RefSeq names its product PTI1-like tyrosine-protein kinase At3g15890. Gene Ontology annotation, molecular function: protein kinase activity; ATP binding. Gene Ontology annotation, biological process: protein phosphorylation. The record is from RefSeq and is a predicted model, not a curated record. The transcript is spliced from 4 exons. Lineage: Eukaryota; Viridiplantae; Streptophyta; Magnoliopsida; Sapindales; Anacardiaceae. The coding region runs from base 303 to 1418 and encodes 371 amino acids.